Molecule: messenger RNA, 1257 nt
Organism: Alternaria arborescens
Lineage: Eukaryota; Fungi; Ascomycota; Dothideomycetes; Pleosporales; Pleosporaceae
Product: Branched-chain-amino-acid aminotransferase, cytosolic
Exons: 4
Coding region: 1-1257 (418 amino acids)
Biological process (GO): L-leucine biosynthetic process; L-valine biosynthetic process
Cellular component (GO): mitochondrion
Molecular function (GO): branched-chain-amino-acid:2-oxoglutarate transaminase activity
Source: RefSeq, a predicted model, not a curated record
AUGCUUCAGCAGCGGUCUUCACGAUUGCUCUCGUCCUUGGCCCGUGGUGCCUUUCGUUCGCCUGUAGCACCGCUCAGCGCGUCGCUGCGAUGUCGGACCCAGCGGCCAUACAGCAUUCAUGCUGAUGUCUCUGUUGGCGAGAAGAUACAGGACAUCGACCCUACCAAGCUCUCCAUCACCAAGACGACCACACCAAAAGACCUCCUGCCGCAUGAGGAACUUGUCUUUGGUCGCAACUUCUCUGAUCAUAUGCUCUCCCUUGAAUGGACAGCAACACAAGGAUGGCUACCGGCACGCAUCACACCCUACCAGAACCUCAGUCUCGACCCUGCGACAUGCGUCUUCCACUAUGCAUUCGAGUGCUUCGAGGGCAUGAAGGCCUACAAGGACAAGAGCGGCAACAUUAGGUUGUUCAGGCCGGACAAGAACAUGGCUAGGUUGAACAAGUCAUCAGCACGAAUUGCAUUGCCUACAUUCGACCCUGAUGCUCUGAUCGAGCUCAUUGGCAAGUUUGUCAAAGAGGACGAGCGCUUUGUUCCCGAUGCACGAGGCUACUCUCUCUACCUUCGCCCAACCAUGAUCGGUACACAGCGCACUCUGGGCGUAGGUCCUCCCGCUUCUGCACUACUCUACGUAAUCGCUUCGCCUGUCGGCCCGUACUACCCUACCGGUUUCAAGGCCAUCUCGCUCGAGGCUACAGACUACGCUGUGCGUGCAUGGCCUGGAGGUGUUGGAGACAAGAAACUCGGUGCCAACUACGCGCCUUGCAUUGUCCCGCAGAUGCAGGCUGCGAGCCGUGGUUUCCAUCAGAACCUGUGGUUGUUUGGCGAAGAAGAGUACAUUACAGAGGUGGGCACGAUGAACUUGUUCGCAGCCAUCAAGAACAAGGAGACGGGAAAGCCAGAGUUGCUCACUGCACCUCUUGACGGAACGAUUCUUGAGGGAGUGACGCGAGAUUCGAUCCUCGAACUUGCGCGCGAGCGAUUGGUGCCAAAGGGUUGGACCGUAACGGAGCGCAAGUUCACCAUGAAGGAGGUGGCCGACGCUGCCAACGAGGGACGCAUGAUGGAGAUCUUUGGUGCAGGUACCGCUGCCAUUGUCGCACCGGUGCGAAAGAUUAGCUGGAAGGGACAGCUUGUCGACUGCGGACUUGAAGACCACGUCGAAGCCGGCCCUGUGGCACAACAGAUGAAGGAUUGGAUGGAGGCCAUUCAGUACGGCGACGAGGACCAUCCAUGGAGUUACAAGGUGAUAUGA